This is a messenger RNA of Rhododendron vialii, 555 nucleotides long. RefSeq lists its product as uncharacterized. Lineage: Eukaryota; Viridiplantae; Streptophyta; Magnoliopsida; Ericales; Ericaceae. The record is from RefSeq and is a predicted model, not a curated record. The coding region runs from base 58 to 411 and encodes 117 amino acids. The transcript has 2 exons.
UUUGAUGGUGUUAUCACAGCCACCCAUGAAACACAGGUAGGAUUUGGACAACAGGAAAUGCUGAUCACCGAGAGGGGCAUCGUCCCCAACAUCUGUUCUUAUCUGUUUCUGAAGAAAAAUGGCAGAAAAUCAGGAACCACUGAAGUACUGGCUCAAAAGAGGGAUUUGGGCGAGAAUUCAAGGAAGCAACAGGGACCCAUUUUCCCAUUGAGAUUUUCGAACGCAAUUCUUGCUCAAUCUGCUGUUGCUGUGCUGGGAUUGGGAUUCAUCGAUGCCGGGUACAGUGGAGAUUGGUCAAGGAUUGGAGUGAUUUCGAAAGAAGCUGAGGAUUUGCUAAAGCUUGCAGCAUUUGUUGUAGUCCCAUUGUGCCUUCUUCUAAUACUUAAUUUUUCCAAGAAGCAUGAGGCUUGAGAUCAGUUGAAACUUGGUACCAUGUACAACAUUGGCUAGCUCUACUGCAACAUAAUUUGUUGCAAUCCCACAUAAUUUGGUGUUUAUUCGUGGAUUUUCGUCGUAUUUGUUUUGAGAAAUUUAAGCCAAAUAAUGAAUUCAAAA